AAAUUUCAUUUCCUUAGACAGAGCAAAGCUCUAUAUGCUGAUUUCAACUGAUUUUUACUUAUGUGUUUAAUUCACAUGAUAGUAUGUAUAUUGUGUAACUUUACCGUCCCCACUUCUGGAUCAUUUUUUGGACAGAGUUUGAUUGAAUGUCACUUAUUCAUCAGAGUAAUUAGCUGAAGCAUCUAUUUUCCUGCUACUGCUGAAUCAAUGGGUUCUUUCUGUCCGUACUCGGAUUGAAGCCAUUAUUUAGUAUGGAGAGAAAUACCAAAAAGAGCAAUUAAAGGAAAAGAAUCGGAAUAGGGCAGAAUGCUCAGUGAAGAACUUUCCAGGUUGCCUUUGCUCGAGGGAAUGGUCACCACCAGGGCAGAACUCCAUCACCAAGCAAGCCCAUUUCUCGAUCUUGAAUUGUGAAUACAAACAAAGUGGCCAAAAUGGAUGAUUCAGAGACUGGAUAAUAAGCUUAUUACCAAAGUGAUUUUUAGAUUUUGUUCAACAUACUUGACGGUAUGUACACGUAACUUUGCAUACUAUACGCUUCAUCUAAACUGCCCACAAUAUGAGUAUGUUGUUGCAACUUAAGUUUCCCCGCGGCGUAGCAGCGGGCAUUUUUUCUAGUUCAUUAUUUAAACGGUUAAUUUUGACUAUGGUAAAUUGUUUUUAUAGUUGAAAUAAACAAAGUUCAACAAUUUGCCAAUGAGAAUCUUUUUACUUUAUAAGAAAUGCACAAAUUUUAAAUGUAGUAGAAGGGGGAAAAAACAACAAUUAUAUAUAUCUAUGGCACGAAUUAAAUUCACAUCGGCAAUAAAGUUGCAAAGUACAAACUAUCUCCCCACCACAGAGCAACCGUCCAAUGUCGAACUCGAGGCCGAGGACCGUAAUCUGCGUGGGCGACAUCCAUGGCUACAUCACGAAGCUCCAAAACCUCUGGUCCAAUCUCGAAACCCUAACCGACCCGGCAGAUUUCUCCAACGCACUCGUCAUCUUCCUCGGCGAUUACUGCGACCGCGGCCCGGACACCAAGAAAGUCAUGGACUUUCUAAUCGGCCUCCCUGCCAAGUACCCGAACCAGAGCCACGUGUUCCUCUCCGGCAACCACGACCUCGCCUUCGGGGCGUUCCUCGGGCUUCUUCCGGGGAACGCCGAGUCUUUCCGUGAAGGAUGGAAAGAGUACGAGGCUAAUAAGGAGAGAGAAGGGUGGUACGAAGGGGAUGGAUAUGAGGAAAUGUAUCUGCAAGGGAGGAGGUGGGCUGGGAAGAUCACUGUGAAGGUGAAUGUUGCGAAAGGGACCGAUUACCUGGGUUCGAUUUAUGAUGCUGGCCCGACUUUUGAGUCGUACGGCGUCGAGCAUGGAUCUUCUGAUUUGAGGAAGGCAGUUCCUGAAAGCCACAGGGAGUUUCUGGCUAAUAUGGCUUGGGUCCAUGAAGAAGAAGAUGUGUGCAUAGAGAACGAAGGACAGCUUAAACACUGCAGAUUGAUCGCAGUCCAUGCCGGUCUGGAAAAGGGGAAAGACGUGCAGGAACAGCUGAAGCUCUUGAAAGCUAAAGACACCCUAGUGCCAAAGAUCGAGCCUUUGAGCGGGAGGAAGAACGUAUGGAACAUCCCACAGGAGUUGACCGAAAAGCCAACAGUCGUGGUUAGCGGCCACCAUGGCAAGCUUCACAUUGAAGGUCUUCGAUUGAUCAUUGACGAAGGUGGCGGCCUGCCAGAUAAACCCAUCGCUGCAAUCAUCCUUCCCUCGAUGAAAUUAGUCCGCGACACUGACGACAUUUCGUCGAAAUAAUAGGCCAGAUUGAUUUGCGAGACAACCAUCUACCGAUCAUGUAUGACUUAUUUACUACUGUGUGCUGUAACCUUGUAGUUGUGUGCCCUUUUCGCUCCUGUGGGCAGGAAACCUCUGUGUUCUUAAGACUGUAGCUAGUGUAAGAGGACUAUAUAUAUGACAUAAGAACUCCAUCUCACAGUCACAGGCUGUGUGAAUUUGGGUUGGAAUCAUUUGGCAUUGUGCUCUGGCAUAUUCCAGUCCAUUUUGAUGGGGAACUGGAAAAGCAGUAAAGAACAAAUUAGUACUGUUUCGACAUUAUUAAUAUCUUGCUCUACUUCUGUCAUUUUCGUCCCCCGAAAGAGAAAGGAAACCGUAAUUCAACUUUCACGUUACAAAAGAUUCCACAAAGAUUUCAUAGAAAAGGAAAGAAGGUUCUCAAAGAAAGGAAAAUCUCCCAA
Messenger RNA from Linum trigynum, 2220 nucleotides. The record is from the annotation of a GenBank genome assembly. NCBI's taxonomy places the organism in Eukaryota, Viridiplantae, Streptophyta, Magnoliopsida, Malpighiales, Linaceae.